ACCGCCGGUGUGGCGGUAAUAUGGUCACCACGACACCCCUAGUCACAUCAUGUUCCAGGAGAGCUACAGCCAGGGUGUGCAGGCUUUUGUUCCAGCCCAACACCACCACACCUGACUCAACUACGCUCCCAACAGUGUACCUUCUAUAGCUUGCUAUCUCACGCUAAACCCUGGUUGUUGUGUCACAGGUUUUAAAUCAUGGCGACAAACAGGAAAACUGUAAAAGUGGAGGCUUGUGGUCUUGAGAGGCAGGGUCUCAGGUGGAGGGGGCUGAGUGAGGCGGAAACUUCCCAUGGGUCUCUCCUCCCAGGACUGUCUGCACACGCUGACCCUCAUCUACACCUCCCUGCAGGCCAAGAACCCCUUCCGUAGGGCCAGGUACAUCUCACCACCUCCUCCUCUCCCUCAGUCUCAAGCCCUGGCACAUAAGCUGCAGGAGCAGACUGUUGGUUGGCUGUCCGGGUGCCUGUCUGACUGUCUGUCCAAUCUCGGCUCAGACCACACCGCAUACCCAAAUCUGAUAGACUCCAUCACAUCUUGCCUAGGCGGCUUCCCUCUCGGUGAAAGGUGUAUAGAGUCUGCUAACAGAAGUUCCCUCCAGAAGGCCUUAAGUGAAUAUCUCCAACAGCAGGUCGCCAUGUGGUACAGGCCUAGCUUGUGUCUAGCUGCGGCCAAGGCCUCCAUGCUGGUAGUGCAGAGGUCCCAGGAGUCCAUCAGCACCACCCUACAGGCUACCCAUCUUUACUUCUCCCUGCAGCUGACCCUUAGUGACCUACUGGACUGCUACACACACAUCCUCACAGAUGAAUUUGUGCAGUCGGUCCAGAGCAUGGUUGGCCAGGUGGCAGGUCUCCUGCAAGGUUCAGAACAAGUUGGUGAGUGCGCCCCCGUGUGGCUGAGACAAAGCUGUACCGGGCUAUAUGACAGUGGCCGUCCUGCGGGUUUGUCUCGUUACCUGUCUCGUCACGGGGCCCUGGCUUUGUUGAACUGGAGAAUCUUGUUUCUCAUGGUCUGAGAGCCCUUUAGGUGCCUUUUGGCAAACUCCAAGUGGGCUGUCA
Messenger RNA from Oncorhynchus tshawytscha (Chinook salmon), 1058 nucleotides. RefSeq lists its product as uncharacterized. Lineage: Eukaryota; Metazoa; Chordata; Actinopteri; Salmoniformes; Salmonidae. The record is from RefSeq and is a predicted model, not a curated record. Bases 293 to 1015 code for a protein of 240 amino acids. The transcript has 8 exons.